CAUCCUCGUUCUCUCCCAUCUCCUUUCCUCGUCUUCGACUCUCGAAGAACGUGUCAUGCCCCGAUCCACAGAUGGAAAGCACACCUUUUGCGUGUACGGAUCCAGCUCAGUGAACACUCCCAAACCUUACUUGGACGUGGCGCGCAAGCUGGGCAAUCUGCUGGCGGAUGGUGGCCACACUUGCGUCAACGGGGCGGGACGGGUGCGUUUUUUGGGUCGUUUUCAACGACGAGCAAGCGGGGAGGCGUAG
Molecule: messenger RNA, 250 nt
Organism: Ectocarpus sp. CCAP 1310/34
Lineage: Eukaryota; Phaeophyceae; Ectocarpales; Ectocarpaceae
Source: the annotation of a GenBank genome assembly